Molecule: messenger RNA, 3480 nt
Organism: Pangasianodon hypophthalmus (striped catfish)
Lineage: Eukaryota; Metazoa; Chordata; Actinopteri; Siluriformes; Pangasiidae
Gene: zbed4l2
Product: E3 SUMO-protein ligase ZBED1
Exons: 2
Coding region: 131-2803 (890 amino acids)
Biological process (GO): regulation of transcription by RNA polymerase II
Cellular component (GO): nucleus
Molecular function (GO): protein dimerization activity; DNA binding
Source: RefSeq, a predicted model, not a curated record
CCGCUCCCCUAUCAACAACCGCGGGAAGUAUUUCCAGUGUAGAGGUCGCAAAAUGUGAAAGGAGGCCGUUUUGGAAUUCUAAGAUGUUGUAAACUUCACACUUUAGCAAACCAAAACAAAAGCCAGACGCAUGGAGUUCCCGGGUCGAAGGCGGCCUGGAAGUCUCGGCACUCCGACUCUGAGGAGAAGAAUGGAUCGCAUGUUACCUUUCUCAGAACGUCGCACAUCCAAAGUGUGGGACCACUACACCCAGCUUAGUAUGCAUCGAGUUGAAUGUAACCACUGCAAGAGGCAGCUGUCCUUUCACAACAGCACCACCUCGAUGAGAGAGCACUUGGGACGAAAGCACAGCAUUCGCGACGGAGCAGUCCCACCUCCCAACACAGCCGAUGUCCCAAACCCCUCAGCAUUACGUCAACACAUGGCUGCAUCCACUUUACUUAAUGGCAGAUUCCCACCAUCUAAUGCGUCAGUGGAUGUGCCAACAGGGUCAUUUCAGCCGGUAGUACCUGUUAUUGUCAAAGAGGAGCAGCAUGAAGAACUAUCAGCCGAGGCAGGUGAGGCCAAACAUACCUGCACUACAUUUGUCCCUGGUUCUGCAGGAGGAGUUGGCACUUCAAAUGCUAAUUCCAUUCCCAGCCAGGAUAUAGAACCAACUUACAGAUUUUCCCCAGAUGAGCUUAACACCACGCUCAACAACAGUGGUGGCAGCAACACUAGUGGUGCCAGGGGUUGCAGUGAUAAGCGGGCAGGACUCUUCACAGAUCUUAUCUUGGAGAUGGUGUAUAGAGAUCUGCAACCUUUCUCAGUGGUGGAAGACAGGGGAUUCAGACUCUUGCUUAGUUGCCUUGAACCAAGUUAUCCCAUUCCAUCACCUUCUUUGCUUGGGAACCUUCUGUGGCAUCGCUACCACAUUCUCAAGCAAUGCCUUCAGCAGCAUCUUCAAACUGGCCUUGCUCCCCGCUGUCUGGCCAUUUGCACUGAACACUGGCGAUCUGUGGAAGGAUGUGGGGUUGAAGGAAGUGGCCAGUUCUACCUCACUGUCAGUGCACAUUUUGUUGACUCUAACUGGCAACUGGCCCGCUGUGUUUUAGAUACUCGUCUAAUACCAGAAUACAAAGUCAACAGCCCCAGCAGUGGGCCUGCCAAGUUUGCAUACACAUUAAAAGCAGUUCUGUCAGAAUUCCACCUUCCUGAGAGUUAUGUGUUCUGCGUUGUUUAUGACACUCCCUGGGGUAUGGAGUGCAGGAGGCAGGGAAGCAUGACACUUGAUCAGGACUAUCAACAGGAAUUUCCUGGUCCCAGUCAUGCUCCCAUGCAGUCCCUUCCAGAGGGCUGGGAACCACUUCUCUGUGCAGGGGAGGCUCUCAAAAUCUGCGUCCAGGAGGGACUUUAUGUAGAGACUGUCAGACAGGCACUUGCGGAUGCUCGUGGGAUCGUCCGACACUUCCAGCAUGAUGUUAAUGCUGCAGCAGCUCUAAAUCAAAAAACAGAGGCUGCCAACAAAGGUGCAGCACGGCUGGUCCUGGAUGACCCAGGCCGCUGGGCCACAGCCAUUGACAUGUGUGAAAGACUGCUGGAGCUUAAAUGGGUGGUUAGCUCAGUGCUGGAAGAGCAAAAGGCUGCACCUAAUUUGGCUGACCAUCAGUGGCGUUUAUUACAUGAAUUGGUGCCGGUGCUAAGAACUGUGCGCAUUGCAGCAUCCUUCCUGAGUGAAGAUAUCAAUGCUUCUAUUUCUUCCUUGAUGCCAUGCCUCCAAGGUGUGUCUCGAAUCCUGGGGCAGAACAUGGCUGAGUGCAGCUGCCCCGUGGUCAGGGGAGUGAUGGAAAGGAUCCGCACUGGGAUGGAGAAGCGCUGGAGAUUGACUGACGAGGAAUCUUUGCUUGACAGUCCUGCUGUCCUGUCAUCAUUCCUGGACCCAAGAUUCAAGGAGAUGCGAUUUCUCAGCCCACAUGCCCGCAGCAAGCUGCAUGACAAGGUCAAAGAGCUGUUAUCCGUUCAGGCUUACACAGAUGAUAGAGAAGUGGACCAAGAUAUAGACAGGGGCUUGGAAGUGAGAGAGAAUGAGACAGGAGGGGAACCUGCUGUUUUGGGAUUGGAUGACCAAUUGCCUAUUCCCACAGUGGCAUCAUUGGAUUCCCCUGAGUCCUGUGCCUCAUGUGCGGAGGAGGGUGACAGCAUUGAACUUCAGCAGAAUGAGAAUUUCGUAGCUGUCUCAUCUCCAGAACACAUUAAUGAAAAUAUUAUUGUGGGUUCACCUUCCAAAGCUACGGGUGGACGUAAAAGAGCAGCUAACAUAGCUGGACUGUCAUCUCCACUGACAUGUGAUCGGCAGCUCACUGCCCGAAUGCGAAUAAGCCCUGUCCCUCAAAGUAUGUACGACAUUCUUCUAGGAGAGGAUCCUACUGAACGAAUGCCCGAAAUCCAGCAGCAGCUGGAGAAUUACAUAGCAGAGCCACUGUGCAAACGUAGCCUCUCGCCUCUUCACUGGUGGCGUAACAAAGAGCACCGCUUUCCUGCAGUGGCCCGACUUGCACGAAAAUAUCUUUCAAUCCCAGCUACUGCUAUUCCUGCUGAUCGUGCUUUUGCACCGAGAGAAUCACCUGUGGCCCACAGGAGAGCCAUGCUAGGGCCCAAACAUCUUGACCAAGUAUUGUUUCUUCAUCAGAACUGUGAUUAUAUAGAGCAGCUUAAGGGUGGUCUUUCAGGACAUCGGGAGAGUGACCAUAACAGUAAUCUGAGUGGGAACCAAAGUAGAGACAGUCUGUAUCAGACUUUAGUGUCCUAUGAUAAUAAGGUUUAGUGAAAAAGGGCUGUGAUUACUGUUUAUGGACACAAGGCUCUUAUGCACUCUCUAAGUACUCGAAUGUAUAAAAUGUAUUGAACUCAAUACUUUCACAAUCUUUAUUUUUAACAAGUAUAAAAAUAAGCUCCUUGGGUUUUGUCAUUGUAAAAAACAUAAUUAGUCAAUAAGGAUUGACUAUUUUUGACAGAUUAACAGUUGCGCAGCUACUAAAAGUUUUAUUUACAAUGACCACAAAAAUUGUCAUCACACAUUUGAAAUAAUGCUGAUUCCUAUUCCGUGGAAGGAAAUUAUUACACUACUUUUUUUUAGUGUUUGGACUCUGGGAGUUCUGGAGAACGGUAUGAUUAUUGUCUUGUAACUCUGGCGUAUUCAUCGGUAUGCUAAAUUUUAUGUGCCUGCUCAAUACUUCGUAAGUGAUAUGUGUUCAGUUACAAGGUACAGUCCUAAAUGUACCUUUAAUUAAAAUGACCAUUUCUCAAGCUUUGAAUAUGUGAUUACAAAAAACAGUAUUGCCAAGUUCAUGCAUGCAUUUCAACAGUUAUUGUUUAUUCCAUGUACAAAAUGACAUGUUUUGUAACUUGUGACAUUGAGUAUUGGUUAUCUUCCCUAAAUGUAACAGCUGAUUAAGAUGUAAUCCAUGAACUGCAUGUCAAAUUAAAGCUUGUAUGAAACAG